GUACUUUGAGUUUCAAAACGAACGUAGACUGUAAUCUUCCGUUUUCCUGUUAUAUUUCUGCCAUAUUUUGGUGGUAGCAAAUACGUCAGUUCUGUUGAAGGAAUAAAAUUUGAAGAUUUAUGAAUCAUUAAAAGUUCUAGGUGAAUGACGAAGAGUAACUCAAUUACAUGAUUAUUCAUUGACGCGAUUGGCGAUUCGAGACGUAAAGAAAAAUCUAGAAUAUUUACGUGUUUCCCUCAUUCAUCUGAAAGUUUUGAAAUGUCCUUUGGAAGACAAGGUGGUGGAGGAGCUGGAAGUAGUGGUGGCUCAUUUCGAGGUCGUGAUAAUUUUUCCAACAGUGGUGGAAAUGACAGAAGUGUAGGUGGAGGUCGCAAUAAUUCUGGAGGCGGCAGCAGUUUUCGUGGGAAUGAUAGUGGAGGAUUUAGAAGUGGUGGAGGUCGGGGAGGCAGUGGAAGUGGUUUUCGAAGUGGAGGUGGAGGAAGUGGGGGAUUUAGAAGUGGAGGAGGGGGAGGUGGUGGUUUUCGAAGUGGCGGAGGCGGCAGUGGGGGAGGUAGAUUCGGAGGAGGUGGGGGCCGAGGUGGUGCUAAUAGAGGCCCUCAAGGAAACCGUCUUUAUAGACCCCAAUGGGACAACAUUCAAUUGAGGCCAUUUAAAAAAGAUUUUUAUGUUCCUCAUCCUUCAGUAGCUAAUAGAUCACCAUAUGAAGUUGAGCAGUAUCGUAGAGCAAAGGAAAUAACCAUUGAUGGAAACGCUCCCAAUCCCAUACAACAUUUUGAUGAAGCUGUAUUUCCUGAUUAUGUUAUGAAAGAAGUUGCAAAUCAAGGUUAUGAUCAACCUACUCCAAUUCAAGCUCAAGGAUGGCCAAUAGCAUUGAGUGGAAAGGAUCUAGUUGGUAUUGCACAAACAGGUUCUGGUAAAACACUGGCUUACAUACUUCCUGCAAUAGUACAUAUCAACAACCAACCUCCUAUAAGUAGAGGUGAUGGUCCAAUUGCACUUGUUUUGGCUCCUACCAGAGAAUUGGCCCAACAAAUUCAACAAGUGGCCAGUGAUUUUGGAAGUUCCUCCUAUGUUAGAAAUACUUGUAUAUUUGGUGGGGCUCCAAAAGGGCCGCAAGCAAGAGAUUUAGAAAGAGGUGUUGAGAUUUGUAUAGCUACUCCAGGUCGCCUCAUUGAUUUUCUUGAAAAAGGCACAACAAAUCUUGAAAGAUGCACAUACCUGGUACUUGAUGAAGCUGAUAGAAUGUUGGAUAUGGGUUUUGAACCACAAAUUAGAAAAAUUCUUGAACAAAUCAGACCCGACAGACAAACUUUAAUGUGGUCCGCAACUUGGCCAAAAGAAGUGAGAAAACUAGCUACAGACUUUUUAAAAGAUUAUGUACAAGUUAACAUUGGAUCUCUCCAGCUUUCGGCCAAUCAUAAUAUACUCCAAAUUGUUGAUGUUUGUCAAGAAUUUGAAAAAGAAUUCAAGCUUAAUCAACUUUUGCAAGAAAUAGGAAAUAAUAAUGAGCCCGAUGCCAAAAUUUUGAUCUUUGUUGAAACUAAAAAGAAGGCAGAAGCAAUAACAAGGGCAAUAAAAAGAUUUGGCUGGCCAGCAGUAUGCAUGCAUGGAGAUAAAAGCCAACAAGAACGAGAUUUUGUUCUAAAUGAAUUUAGAAAUGGAAAAUCCACUAUUUUGGUUGCUACAGAUGUAGCUGCUAGAGGAUUAGAUGUGGAUGGAAUAAAAUAUGUUGUAAAUUUUGACUAUCCAAACUCUUCCGAAGACUACAUUCAUAGGAUAGGUCGAACAGGAAGAUCAGACACAACUGGUACUUCCUAUGCUUUCUUUACUCCAGCCAAUUCAAGACAAGCAAGAGAUCUUCUAUCAGUUUUGAAGGAAGCUAAUCAGGUGAUAAACCCAAAACUUGCUGAUAUCGCGAAUCGACCUUCUAGUUUCGCAAAAAGUGGAGGUUUUAGUAAAUACGGUGGUAAAGAUCGUAUGGGAGGCGGUGGUCGUGGUGGAGGUGGCCGAGGAGGAGGCGGCCUCCGAAACGGACCUGGAGGUAAUAGAUCUGGUGGAGGCGGUAGGUCAUUGGGAGGCGGAGGUGGUGGUAGACCAGGAGGUCCUAGAAAUGGAGCAGGAGGACCCGGAGGUGAUAGUACCAGUGGAGGUGUAGGAUUUAGAUCUAGGGAUAAUAGUACCGGCAGACCUACUAGAUUUAGUGGAGGUUCAGGCGGUAAUGCAGGUAGUGGAAGAAUGGGCGGUGGUUCUGGUGUGGGCAAUAGCAGUGGACCAGGUAGAAUGGGAGGUGGCGGACUCGGUGGAGGCCCAGGAAAUCGCAUGGGAGGUGGACCGGGUGCCAUAGUGGGAAAUAGAUCUGCUGCUACUAAUGGAUUUGCUAAUAGAUCAGCUCCAUACUAGUUUGAUGAUUAGAGGAAACUCGAUGUUUCAGUAUUCUUCAGAUGCAUUCCCGUGCGUCCCAUAUAGAUCAUUCUAUAAAAUUGAUAUGCCGUCUCUCUUCAACAUGUCCUGCAUGUUUUAUGUUUAUUUAGAAUAUUUUUUAUGGAUUUCGAUGGAAAAAAUGUAAUAACUGUGAUUAGACUAAGACAGUUUUAAUUUUGACUUGUAACUUAUUUUACUUAAAAUAGAUAUUAAUACAGAAUUAUUUAUAAUAU
Messenger RNA from Diorhabda carinulata, 2654 nucleotides. RefSeq lists its product as uncharacterized. Lineage: Eukaryota; Metazoa; Arthropoda; Insecta; Coleoptera; Chrysomelidae. Bases 259 to 2400 code for a protein of 713 amino acids. The transcript is spliced from 8 exons. Gene Ontology annotation, cellular component: nucleus; ribonucleoprotein complex; cytoplasm. The record is from RefSeq and is a predicted model, not a curated record. Gene Ontology annotation, molecular function: ATP binding; RNA helicase activity; RNA binding.